AAGUAUGUAUUGGUGUGUAAGUUUUUCAGAAUGGCGACUAUCUUCACUUAGAAGAGUACUUAUUCCCGCCCAUAAAACUUGUUAAGAAAACGUUUAAUUAAUUAUUUUAAUGUGCUUUUCAACGAGUGUAUGUCAAAAAUGAUAAUAGAAAAUCCAGAUCAGUUCAAGGCUUGGCUAACUGAAGUUUUGGAGCCUCUGUGUGAUGCUGACCCAGCAGCAUUGGCCAAGUAUGUUUACGCAUUGGUUAAGAAAGACAAAACUCUAGAAGAGUUAAGAGGAGGAAUGGUUGAACAGCUGGACGUAUUUUUACAACACGAAACCAAAAAAUUUGUGGAUUUAUUGUUUAAAACAUUAGAAACUCAAAAGUAUGUUUUACCUUCGAAAAUGGUGACGACGCAGGAAGAAAAUCUACCUACUACAGAAAAUCCAACAUCUCAACCAAUUCCAUCAGAGAAACUAGUAGAUCCAAUCAUGUCUCAAUUACCUCCGAUUACAAAUCCAGCAUUAUCAGUACAAGUAAAUGGCUCAACGGUUGUGCCAGUAACUAAAAGAGAAUCUCGGAAAUCUGAAUCAGAGAAGGAUGAUAAAGAUAAAAGACCAAGGAGUCGAGGUCGAGUUCGAUCACGAUCAAGGUCACGAUCAAGAUCGUGGGAGAGGGACCGCCGUAGGUCAAGGAGUAGAGAACACCUUCGUCGUGACCGGGAACGAGAUCGAAGUAGGCCCUGGAGAAAUAAAUCACCUCCGUCAACAGUUAGACGACAUGAUAGAAGACGUAGUCGAAGUCGGAGUCCAUCUCCGUUACGAAUACGAGUUGUUAGUGACAGGGAUCAUAGAACAAGGUUUCGAAAUAGAUCGCCUACACCAUUGCGGUCUAGAUCACGGUCUAGAUCCCCGGAUCGGAAAAAAGUGGACAGGUCAGAGAGAAUUAAUGAAGUGAGCAGAUUAGACCGCAUAGAUGCCAGUCCCGGUGGUACUCCAACUCAGGAUAGUAAUCAUGGAGACAUAGAUAUGAGAUUAUCAACUACAAGUCAAUCUAUUCAAAGUGUUGUGGCUGUUGCUUCGAAUAUUCCAAAUAAUCAAACUGGACCAUUUCCAUCUAAAAGACGUUGCCGUGAUUUUGAUGAAAAAGGGUAUUGUAUGCGUGGUGAUCUUUGUCCUUACGAUCAUGGAACAGAUCCAGUGGUUCUUGAAGAUGUGGCACUAAGCCGUUUUAUAAGCGUUGGACCUCACGGUGCUCAAGCUCCCGGUACGGUACCAGUAACGGCGAUACCAGAACCACCUCCGGGGCAUAAUGGUAAUGCUCCACCUCCUCAUGUACCACUUGCAAGUUUGCCACCACCUCAUCUACGAAAUCAACAUCAUUCGAAUAUGGAUGCUUUUGCAGAGUACAACCCAGAUGCACCUAGUAUGGAACCGCGAUUACCAUGGGGUAGACAUCCUCAACCCAAUGCUGGAAUUUAUGGACGUGGACAACGCGAGUUGAUAAGUGUACCAGUGAUUUCCCAUCCUCCAGAAGUGACUCAUCCUCCGGCUAAUCCAUUAAAACGAAAGCAAACUUUUGAUUUUAAUCGGCUUGGUCCUAAACAACGCAUUGUUCAUAAUCCUGCUAAUUGUUCCCUUGAACUUAAAAAAGUUCCACGAAUUUUGAAUAAUAUAACUCAAUUGAAUAAUCAUUUUUCAAAGUUCGGUAAAAUUGUAAAUAUUCAAGUAAAUUUCGGUGGCGACCCUGAGGCCGCCCUUGUAACAUUUCAAUUACCAUCAGAGGCAAAAGCUGCAUACCGGAGCACCGAGGCUGUGUUGAACAAUAGAUUUAUCAAGGUGUUCUGGCACAAUAAUAUUACCAAUAAUUCUGCUGGUGGUGCUAUUGAAAAUGUUCCUCCAAGCGUUCGUCCAUCUGUAAAAGAAAGAUUGGGAGCUGCUGUAACAGUAAAAACUGAAGAAAGUGAAUACGUUCCUACGCGCCGUACAAAUGAUGAUCAACAACAACAGCAAGUGACUCAAAGUUUAGUUCCUGCUGCACAAAAGAUCGUUCCACCCGUUCCUUCACGAGAGGAGAAAGUUAAUGCAAUAAAAAAGACACAGGAAAUGUUGGCUGUCAAGGAAACAUUAAAGAAAAAACAGGAAGAAAAGCGUAAAGAAGCAAUUAAGUUAACUGCUGAUCUUCGUAAACGAAAACAAGAUUUAUUAGCCAAGCAUUUAGGGGAAAUCCGUACUUUGAUUGAUAAAGCUGAGAAAAAUCCGGAACAGAAAGAAGCGAUAAUGUCAACGAUUAAGAUGAUACAACAGGCUAUUGAUCAACUUCAAAAAGAUCUUGCUUCGAAUGGACAAACGGGAACAACAAAAACACCAAUCAAAUCACGAGAGCAAGCUCAAAAAGAAAUUCUUGACGCUGAAUUAGAUCUUAUGACUGCACAGCAAGAGGGCCAAGAUGCUGGAGAGCUGCAGAAAAGGUUAAAUGAAUUAAAAGCUCAGGCUGCUGCUUUAGGUUUGAAUACAAGUACAACAGCUGGAAGAGGUGUGAAACCUACGCGAGUAAUCCGAGGUGGUCAUGCUCUAACGUAUCGUGGUCGUGGCCGAGGAGGUUUCACGCAUGUUUCUGUAGAUCAUCGGCCAACUAGUCUACUGAUUUCUGGUUAUGAAACUGAAGAAAAAGCAGAGGUUCUUGCUCAUUUCCAGCAAUUUGGAGAAAUUAUAAAUCAAAUAGUCGAUGACGCAACGCCUUCAAUUGUCUUGAACUUUAAAUCGAGAAAAGAAGCCGAGGUUGCAAUGGCAAAAGGUCGAACGUUCCAGGAUAGACUAUUAUCUGUGACAUGGGUUUCCAGUCAUCAUUUACAUCGUGGUGGUGGAGGAGGUGGAAUAAGUGCUAAUUCGAAUGCAGUCGUAGCUGCACGUUCCGAGCAAGCGCAAGUUCCUGAUGAAGAGAUCGAUUUAGAGGGAACUGCGGAAACGUUACUUUUGGAAGAAAAUGAAGAAGAAGAAGAUGAAGACGGAGAAUCUAGAAGUUGGCGACGAUAGCAGCAUCGACAAUUGUGACAAUAUUUUGCUGCUAAUAAAUACAGUCACAGACCCACUUAUCUUUUGAGUGAGCGCAUGCCCGGUUCUAGUGUCUACGUUGCACCAAUGUCGACUAGUGCAUUUGGGCUUUCAUUUUUUAAACUCUCAAGACGUAUGCACGUCAACGUUACUAUAAAUGUUAUACUUGUUAUAUUAAAUGUACCAUGCGCGAUAUUGGUAGCAUAAAAUAUGCUACAUAUCGAAUCUAAGUAUCAUACAUAGACAAAACUAAUAUACAAAUUUUCAAAAAGAUAAAAUUAAUUAUUAGAAAAGAAAAAAUGAACAAACAAAAAAUCAAUCAAGCGAAAUUAUCUCAUUAUUUGUAGAAUAAAGUCGCUAUGUUUUGUAUGGGACUUAUGCAAAUUAUUGCUCCGAUUCUAUCAAUUGUCCUUCGGCUAUAAUUUCAUUCGUGUAUUACUUAUAUAUAUAUAUAAAUAUUAUAUAUUAUUUUUGUCCUUUCCAAUA
Molecule: messenger RNA, 3519 nt
Organism: Chelonus insularis
Lineage: Eukaryota; Metazoa; Arthropoda; Insecta; Hymenoptera; Braconidae
Gene: swm
Product: RNA-binding protein 26-like
Exons: 9
Coding region: 130-3015 (961 amino acids)
Biological process (GO): mRNA processing
Cellular component (GO): nucleus
Molecular function (GO): RNA binding; metal ion binding
Source: RefSeq, a predicted model, not a curated record